AUGGCCAACUAUAACCCCGACAUUUCCAAUGGCACUUGCUACUACGCGGACGGAGAGGAGGCCCCUUCCAGAUUCAUUCCAUGCGGAAAUGAAGCCAUUGGACACAAAGCAUGUUGCGAAAGUCUGGAUAUGUGUCUAUCGUCCAGUGCUUGCUACAACGGACAAUACGGCGUGACCUACCUAGCUGGCUGCACCGACUCGACUUACGACGACCCAAGAUGUCCAGAUAAAGGCGACUUUUCAGGGCAAACAUGGGCAGGUCUAGUCUAUUGCAAUGGCACCUCAAACGAAUGGGUCGCCUGUGAGGACAGCGGAGCCACUGUCUCGAGUCCUGAACCCUGCUGGUGCCCUUCGACCUCAAGGACGGUGGCGUUUACUGAUGCCCCCCAACUCACCAAUAUCAUGUCGCUGCCGAACAUGUUGGGUGCAAGUGUUACUUGGAUGGACAGAGCAGCGUAUGAGUCGGAACACUCACUUACUCUCACCACCUCUGCCGUCUCCCAGACAUCCGACCCCGGCAGUAUCACGACCUUGCUACCACCUGUGUCGGUUCCCACCACGCUAAGCCCGACCACUUCUUCUACCUCUUCCUCGUCUACAAGCUCCGCCAAUACCACCUCGAUAGCGCCCGCAACACCUGCAAGUGUGACAAAUUCCUCAGGGCUGGGUACGGGGCAAAAGAUAGGAAUAGCACUCGGAUCAGCCGGCGGCGUGGUUUCAAUGUUACUUCUGGGCUGGUUAGUCGCGAAGAGAAUGCGCGGUCAGAAGAAGAAGCACCGCUCGACUCCUCCCAUGGUCGACCUCAGCAGACCUCAUCCAGAAAUCUCACAGACGGAGGCUGAAAUGAGAAGUCCCUCCUGGUCAGGUCACAAGUCGGAACUACCCGCGGAUGAAAGCACAAACCUAUCACCCUCACCGAACUACCAAGAAUUUCAGCGACCACUAAGUGGAGAAGUAGAGGGAAGUCCAUCCCGACUGUCUCCCACAAGAGCCACGUAUGAUGGUGGAUACAGGAUGCCAGGCCACAAGGGCACGUAUUAUGAGAUGCCUGGAUAG
Capronia epimyces CBS 606.96 is the source of this 1056-nucleotide messenger RNA. RefSeq lists its product as uncharacterized. The record is from RefSeq and is a predicted model, not a curated record. The coding region runs from base 1 to 1056 and encodes 351 amino acids. The transcript has 3 exons. NCBI's taxonomy places the organism in Eukaryota, Fungi, Ascomycota, Eurotiomycetes, Chaetothyriales, Herpotrichiellaceae.